Carlito syrichta (Philippine tarsier) is the source of this 453-nucleotide messenger RNA. Its product is annotated as molybdopterin synthase catalytic subunit-like. Gene Ontology annotation, cellular component: cytosol. The record is from RefSeq and is a predicted model, not a curated record. Gene Ontology annotation, biological process: Mo-molybdopterin cofactor biosynthetic process. NCBI's taxonomy places the organism in Eukaryota, Metazoa, Chordata, Mammalia, Primates, Tarsiidae.
AUGCCACAAAAGAAGAAGGAGGAGGAGGAGAAGGAUGAGGAGGUGGAAUAUAUGAAGAAAGAUAUGAAUGAAGUUGAAGAGAAAUCUAAAGAUGUAAUAAAAUUCACUGUUGAGAAACUUUCAGUAGACAAAGUCUCACAGUUGGUGAUUUCUCCACUCUGUGGUGCAGUAUCCCUGUUUGUAGGGACUGCAAGAAAUAACUUUGAAGGGAAAAAAAUCAUUAGCUUAGAAUAUGAAGCCUAUCUACCCAUGGCAGAAAAUGAAGUCAGAAAGAUUUGUAGUGACAUUAGGCAGAAAUGGCAACACAUAGCAGUGUUCCAUAGACUUGGCUUGGUUCUGGUGUCAGAAGCAAGCAUAAUCAUUGCUGUGUCCUCAGCCCACAGGGCUGCAUCUCUUGAAGCUGUGAGCUAUGCCAUUGAUACUUUAAAAGCCAAGGUGCCCAUUUGGAAAAGG